AUGGCAGUUGAUGGUUUGGGAAACAUUCACCAGUUUCUCCCGGUACUGAAUGCAGAAGGCAUGCGCAUGGCCGUCAACUGGCUUGCAAAAGACAAAGAGCGCCUGCAAGCCAUGAUGACCCACCUGCAUGUGAAGUCUACGGAACCCAAAGCUGCCCCUCAGCCCCUGAAUCUGGUAUCAAGUGUCACCCUCUCCAAGUCUGCAUCAGAGGCUUCUCCACAGAGCUUACCUCACACCCCCACGACCCCAACUGCCCCGCUAACUCCUGUCACCCAAGGCCCCUCUGUCAUCACCACCACCAGUAUGCACACGGUGGGACCGAUCCGCAGGCGGUACUCGGACAAAUACAACGUCCCCAUUUCUUCAGAUAUUGCGCAGAACCAAGAAUUUUAUAAGAAUGCAGAAGUUAGACCACCAUUUACAUAUGCAUCUUUAAUUAGGCAGGCUAUUCUCGAAUCUCCAGAAAAGCAGCUAACACUAAAUGAAAUCUAUAACUGGUUCACACGGAUGUUUGCUUACUUCCGACGCAACGCGGCCACGUGGAAGAAUGCAGUGCGUCAUAAUCUUAGUCUUCACAAGUGUUUUGUGCGAGUAGAGAACGUUAAAGGGGCAGUAUGGACAGUGGAUGAAGUAGAGUUCCAAAAACGGAGGCCACAAAAGAUCAGUGGUAACCCUUCCCUUAUUAAAAACAUGCAGAGCAGCCACGCCUACUGCACACCUCUCAAUGCAGCCUUACAGGCUUCCAUGGCUGAGAAUAGCAUACCUCUGUACACUACCGCUUCCAUGGGAAAUCCCACUCUGGGCAACCUGGCCAGUGCCAUCCGGGAGGAGCUGAAUGGGGCCAUGGAGCACACCAACAGCAACGAGAGCGACAGCAGUCCGGGCAGAUCCCCUAUGCAAGCUGUGCAUCCCGUACACGUCAAAGAGGAACCCCUUGACCCCGAGGAAGCAGAAGGGCCUCUGUCCUUAGUGACAACAGCCAACCACAGUCCAGAUUUUGACCAUGACAGAGAUUAUGAAGAUGAACCAGUAAAUGAGGACAUGGAGUGAACCUCUGGGCGGGCCGACCCCCGAGACCGAAGAUUGGGAAAAAAAGCAAAACAAAACAAAUUUAAAAAAAAGAAAAGAAAAAAAAAAAAAACAGGUCAGAAGUUAGCAGUGAAGCCGUUCUCCGCUCGUUGUACGGUCUGGAGGGUUUUUCGCUACAUUUUGACAACUCUGAAAUGUGUUAACUCUUAGUGCCAUCAAGAAUCCCAUUUGGGAGUAUUUUUGAUUUUUCUACUUUUUGUUGACAAAAGGGAUUUGUACUCUGUGCAUUGGAUGGACCUGUUUGGUACUUGGGAUUUUCCUCUUUGAGUCAACAUCAGUGUUGUAAAUUCGGUAAACGGAUUCACUUUUCGCAGCAGACUUUGAACUGCAGUUUUGUCCUGCCAAGGCCGACACCCACCGAGGACACCCGACUGAGCUCGCGCACCUGCGCCGGCCGCAGACCAAGCCUUCGCCCGAAUUCCAGAUUCCAGUGGACGACCUAUUUGCACAGCACUGCAUGUUGAUAUCACUGCCUUCACUCACUUUGGUUUUCUUUUUUGUUUGUUUGUUUUUGUUUUUGCUUCCAGUUGGGAUGGGGAAGGCCUUUGUGUGUUUAUUGGGGGGAGGGGUUAAAAAUAAUUAUCCCAAACUUUUUAAUGUAUUGCUCUUUUUUUUUUUUUUCCUUUUCUUCUUCUGUACCAUUUUAAGUUCUGACCUCAGGCCUCCAUUUGGGCCCAUGGCCUCUUGGAGGCUUCACGUUUUCUGUACCUUGUGAUGAAUGUUAAUAGGUGUUUUUAUUAUACAAAGCUGAAUGUCA
This is a messenger RNA of Phodopus roborovskii (desert hamster), 1846 nucleotides long. Its product is annotated as forkhead box protein P1-like. Gene Ontology annotation, biological process: regulation of transcription by RNA polymerase II. Gene Ontology annotation, molecular function: DNA-binding transcription repressor activity, RNA polymerase II-specific; RNA polymerase II cis-regulatory region sequence-specific DNA binding. The record is from RefSeq and is a predicted model, not a curated record. NCBI's taxonomy places the organism in Eukaryota, Metazoa, Chordata, Mammalia, Rodentia, Cricetidae. Gene Ontology annotation, cellular component: nucleus.